CAAUUCACUUUGAGUUUUCAACCAAAAUUUGAUUUUGGCUAAGCAAGAAAAGCCAAACAAAUGGCGGCUGAGUUUUUCCCUCUCUUUUCAAAACCUAUCUAAAUACUUCCCGCUUCUUCACAAACCCUAAAAAGCUCCUUCCAAAUUUUAAAUCCCUCGCAUUCUAUUCCAAACUUCAGUAAAUACAAGCCCGAAAUGAAAUUUCUGAUUCUUUCUUAUCGUUCUCUUUGAAUCCAUUCUCUAUAUCAAUUUUCGCCUACUCAAUGAAUACCCUUAUGACCGAAAUCCUAGAACCUGACUCUGGUCCUUCUCAGAAUCUUCAUCAGUCGCCGCAUAAAGAAACCCUAAAUGACCAAUCUUUGGUUUCUUUAUCUUCAAAUCGAGAUGGGACUUCACCAAUUUCGGGUAUAGUCCCUUCUACUUCAAAAACCGUUGAUCGGUCUUCUUCAUUAAUGGAAGAUACUGAAACCCUAGAUGAUAAUCAUGAUAGUUAUCAAUCGUUGGCUCAUUUUGGGCCUCAGCCUUUGAGUAUCGAUGGGUCUUCAGAAGCAAUGGGUCCCCAAGAAAAUCUAGUAGACUGUGAUGUUGAAGAAGAAGAUAAUGAUGAAGAAAAUUACAGUGAUUCUUUCCGGCCGUACUCGAACUCACGGUCAGAGAAGCUGUGGCCUAGUAGCAACAUCCCGUGGCCGUCUCGCAGAGAAUUUGUACAAAUCAGGCCUACUGGAGUGGCUGCAGGGCUUGAAAAUCUGGGGAACACAUGCUUCAUCAAUGCAAUUCUGCAAUGCUUCACUCAUACGGUGCCCUUUGUUCAGCGUCUUCGUUCUUGCAAUCAUGUAAAGCCAUGUGAUGGUGCUAGUGAAGGAUUCUGUGUUAUUUGUGCUCUUUGUCAACAGAUUGACCUUUCAUUAACUUCUUCAGGAAAAGUUGUCUCUCCUUCAAAGCUUGUUGAGAAUUUGCACAACAUUUCAUCUUCCUUUGAAAGAUACCAGCAAGAAGAUGCCCAUGAGUUCCUGCAGUGUUUGUUAGAUAGACUUGAAAGAUGCUGUUUGGACUCUAAGAAAAUAGAUGAGAGUUUGCCUCGCAAAGAUAACAACAUAGUGGAGCAGAUUUUUGGUGGCCGCCUCAUUAGCAAAUUGCAAUGCUGCAAUUGUGGUCAUUGUUCUGACACAUAUGAACCACUAAUUGACCUGAGUUUGGAGAUUGAAGAGGUUGGCUCUCUUGAAGCUGCACUGGAAUCUUUCACUAAGCUGGAAAAGAUUGAAGAUACAGAGACAAAGUUUACUUGUGAGAACUGUAAGGAAGAAGUGUCAGUGGAAAAGCAGCUUAUGCUGGACCAGGCUCCUUUGGUUGCUGCAUUUCAUUUGAAAAGAUUCAAGACGGACGGAACCUAUGUUGUGAAGAUUGAUAAGCAUGUUGAAUUCCCGUUGGAGCUUGACUUGCAGCCCUACACCAAUGGUGGUCAAAAUGGUGAUGUGGAGUUAAAGUAUCAUCUAUAUGCAAUUGUGGAGCACACUGGAUGUUUACCAACUUAUGGGCAUUACUUUUCUUACAUUCGAUCCUCUCCAGACACAUGGCACAAGCUAAAUGAUUCAAGGGUCACUAGGGUCAAUGAGGAUGUUGUUCUCUCCCAGGAUGCCUAUAUUCUGUUCUAUGCCAAGCAGGGCACUCCCUGGUGUUCCAGUUUGUUAGAAGCUGAGAAGUGCUUGGAUACCGCUUCCAAUUCAUCACCCAAGUCAGUUCUAGAUAAUAUGGAUGGUGGUUUUACUCACUAUUGCCGGGUAACAAAUGCUGAAAUCAAUGAAUCCAGAGACACUUCUGGAGAGAGUUCAAGCCAUUUCUCAUGUGAAACAAGAGUGGAAGCUGUUAAGGUCAAUGGAACUAGGGAUGCUAUGGAGGGAAUUUCUGCAUCUUUUACCUCAGGAACACGGCAGAAUGUGUCCAAAAUUGAGACUAGAGAUGAUUCUUCCACUAUCGAUGCUUCAAAGCCCCUUAGGACGAGUGAUGGUCAUGGAGUGUUUUCCAAUGAGAAAGUAGAUAAUUUGCCUUCUCUUGAGGCAAGUAAGAGCUCCCAGGGUGUUGACAAAGUUAAAAGCAACGAUGGUUUCCGUCCUUUGACACCAUCCCGGUCUCCUAGUCCAGAUAAUUAUCCUAGCAAACCUUCAGAAACUUACUCUGUCCCUCGCGAGCAUCUAAAACUGUAUCAUCUGAAAUUGGAGAGUCAGCUAAAUGGUAAAAGACAAUUGGAAAAGGAUGAUAAGGCUUUUGAGAGACAGGAAGCUAUACGCUGCCUUAAGAGGAAUAUGACUGGUUCAAGGUGUUUGAAACUUAUGGCUGCAGUAAAUGAUGGUUCUACGAACAAGAAAAGAAGAGUUAAAUCAUCUCCAUGUAAAAGGUCCAGUCCACGUAGUGCUCGCCGCAAACACAGCCAUAGCUCGGUCAUGCGUCGUGUGGCAAUAUGAUGCUGAACAGUUAAUAGAUUUUGCUUAGAAAUAUUAGAUGUUAACAUUAAGGUUCCUAAUAUUAUACUGAAUAUUACAUUGAUCUUGUAUCUACUGGAAAAUGUAAAGUUCAGUUUUAGUGUGAGUAGUAAUUUUGCUAUGAUAUUUUCAAAGUAGGAUAAAAGCUUUUUCUUUUAGUUACUAUCCUAUUAUCUCCAUGUGAAGUUGAGCUAACGAAUAAUGGAGAAUAGGGAGAACGACAUUUUCCCACUU
Molecule: messenger RNA, 2711 nt
Organism: Pistacia vera
Lineage: Eukaryota; Viridiplantae; Streptophyta; Magnoliopsida; Sapindales; Anacardiaceae
Product: ubiquitin carboxyl-terminal hydrolase 20-like
Exons: 8
Coding region: 264-2459 (731 amino acids)
Biological process (GO): protein deubiquitination
Cellular component (GO): nucleus; cytosol
Molecular function (GO): cysteine-type deubiquitinase activity; cysteine-type endopeptidase activity
Source: RefSeq, a predicted model, not a curated record